Messenger RNA from Capra hircus (goat), 2121 nucleotides. RefSeq names its product SPOUT domain containing methyltransferase 1 (gene SPOUT1). Lineage: Eukaryota; Metazoa; Chordata; Mammalia; Artiodactyla; Bovidae. Gene Ontology annotation, cellular component: mitotic spindle; spindle pole centrosome; kinetochore. Gene Ontology annotation, molecular function: miRNA binding. The record is from RefSeq and is a predicted model, not a curated record. Bases 59 to 1189 code for a protein of 376 amino acids. The transcript has 12 exons. Gene Ontology annotation, biological process: miRNA processing; maintenance of centrosome location.
GUGUUACCGGAAGGGGUGAGUCUAAUUGGCCGGGCGGGGCCGACGGUGUGCGGCGAACAUGGCGGAGCGCGCGAGGAAGCGGCCGUGUGGUCCGGGUGAACAUGGCCAAAGGGUGGAGUGGCGGAAGUGGAAGCAACAGAAAAAAGAGGAGAAAAAGAAGUGGAAGGAUCUCAAGAUGACAAAGAAACUGGAGCGGCAGCGAGCGCAGGAGGAACAGGCAAAGCGCCAACAGGAGGAAGAGGCAGCUGCCCAGAGCGAGGAGAGGGGGCGGCACUACACCCUGAGCGUGGCCCUGCCAGGCUCUAUCCUGGACAAUGCCCAGUCACCGGAGCUUCGCACCUACCUGGCUGGCCAGAUCGCCAGAGCCUGCGCCAUCUUCUGUGUGGAUGAGAUCGUGGUGUUCGAUGAAGAAGGCCAAGAUGCCAAGACUGUGGAGGGGGAAUUCAGGGGAGUCGGCAAGAAGGGGCAGGCGUGCGUGCAGCUGGCCCGGAUACUGCAAUACCUGGAGUGUCCACAGUACCUAAGAAAGGCCUUCUUCCCCAAGCAUCAGGAUCUGCAGUUUGCAGGGCUCCUGAACCCCUUGGACAGCCCUCACCACAUGCGUCAGGAUGAGGAAUCUGAGUUCCGAGAGGGUGUUGUGGUGGACCGGCCCACGCGGCCUGGCCAGGGCUCCUUUGUCAACUGUGGUAUGAAGAAGGAGGUGAAGAUUGACAAGAACUUGGAGCCUGGACUUCGGGUGACGGUGCGGCUCAACCAGAACCAGCUCCCAGAAAGUAAGACCUACCGGGGGAAAGUCGUGUCGUCGCAGGACCCUCGGACCAAAGCUGGUCUCUACUGGGGCUACACAGUCCGCCUGGCCUCCUGCCUCAGUGCUGUGUUUGCUGAGGCCCCCUUCCAGGACGGCUAUGAUCUGACCAUCGGGACAUCAGAGCGAGGCUCAGAUGUGGCCUCCGCCCAGUUUCCCAACUUCAGGCACGCUCUCGUCGUGUUUGGGGGCCUCCAGGGGCUGGAAGCUGGAGUAGAUGCUGACCCCAAUCUGGAGGUGGCGGAACCCAGCGUUCUCUUCGACCUGUACGUCAACACCUGCCCCAACCAGGGCAGCCGCACUAUCCGCACAGAGGAGGCCAUCCUCAUCUCCCUGGCUGCCCUACAGCCUGGCCUCACCCAGGCAGGUACCCAGCCCAGCUGAAGCUUCUGUGGGGCCCAGGAUGGCAGAAAAGCAGCAGUGAAGCCCGAGGUUCCCACGGGUUACCUGGACAGACACACUCGAGACUUGCUUCCAAAAAUAAAGACUUUUAAGUUGACUCAGUCCCCCAAACCCACAGUCCAGCUGGGGCUGUCCUUACUUGCUGCCUGCAGUGAUGGCCUUCAGACUGCCUGCCCGUGCCAGGAUGUUUGGCACAAAGAGCAGCCCCGAGGCCCGCUCAAUGCUCUCGAUGGGCACCAGGAAGCGCUCCAGCGGGAUUGCCUCAUCCACUGGCGCAUUGGGCAUCACAUAGGAGCGGAGUUCGAUCUGCCCGCCUGCCGCCUCCAGGAUCAGCACCUUGAAGAAGUGGGUGGGCACCGCCACGUGGUUCUUGCCAAUGACUUGGUACUUCACGUAGGACUUCCCAUCAGCCUCCGUCCUAUGGGCAGACGCAGGCACAUGGCCUUUCAGGACUCCCAGGGGGCUUGUUCAGCCCCAAGGCCACCACCUCCAGGAAGCCUUCCUGAUUGGACCUCCAGUUUGUGUCACCUGCAGGACCACCCUCUUAGUAUGAGGCUUCUCUGCCCAGCUUGGCUCGCCCAGGAGACUGGGAGCUCCAGCAGGGUAGAGACUCAUUCCUUUCCUGUUUUCCUCAUGCCCGACACUGUGUUCAGGGAGAGUGGAUGGUGGCAAUAAACGUUGCAGAAAGAAUCAGAUCUUCAUUCACAUCCUCCUUGUGGACACUUGACUACUUGUCUGUCCCUGUGGAGGGUGGGCUGUGAUAGCAGAAUGCCCAGCACCAACACAUGGCCUGGGGCACAGCAGGUGCCCAGAACACUGGACAGGUGACUCUGGCUAAGUCUCUGAGGAGUCCACUCCAUUUCAGCAGGCCAGAGGAGGCACUGGCUAAUUAAAGUGUAUCAGUGCCUCGGCAA